This is a messenger RNA of Fukomys damarensis (Damara mole-rat), 2176 nucleotides long. It is a transcript of the gene Slc6a8, whose product is annotated as solute carrier family 6 member 8. Bases 84 to 1646 code for a protein of 520 amino acids. Gene Ontology annotation, molecular function: creatine:sodium symporter activity. Gene Ontology annotation, cellular component: plasma membrane. The record is from RefSeq and is a predicted model, not a curated record. Gene Ontology annotation, biological process: neurotransmitter transport; sodium ion transmembrane transport. Lineage: Eukaryota; Metazoa; Chordata; Mammalia; Rodentia; Bathyergidae. The transcript is spliced from 12 exons.
GUGUAUUCCUUAUUCCCUACGUCCUGAUCGCCCUGGUCGGGGGGAUCCCCAUCUUCUUCCUGGAGAUCUCACUGGGCCAGUUCAUGAAGGCUGGCAGCAUCAACGUCUGGAACAUCUGCCCCCUCUUCAAAGGCCUGGGCUACGCCUCCAUGGUGAUCGUCUUCUACUGCAACACCUACUACAUCAUGGUGCUGGCCUGGGGCUUCUACUACUUGGUCAAGUCCUUCACCACCACUCUGCCCUGGGCCACAUGUGGCCAUGCCUGGAACACUCGCGACUGUGUGGAGAUCUUUCGCCAUGAAGACUGUGCCAAUGCCAGCCUGGCCAACCUUACAUGUGACCAGCUCGCUGACCGCCGGUCCCCUGUCAUCGAGUUCUGGGAGAACAAAGUCUUGCGGCUCUCGGCUGGGCUCGAGGUGCCUGGGGCCCUCAACUGGGAGGUGACCCUGUGUCUGCUGGCCUGCUGGGUGCUGGUCUACUUCUGUGUCUGGAAGGGGGUCAAGUCGACAGGGAAGAUCGUGUACUUCACUGCUACAUUCCCCUACGUGGUCCUCGUUGUGCUGCUGGUGCGCGGGGUGCUGCUGCCUGGAGCCCUAGAUGGUAUCAUCUACUAUCUCAAGCCAGACUGGUCCAAGCUGGCUUCCCCUCAGGUAUGGAUAGAUGCUGGGACCCAGAUUUUCUUUUCUUAUGCCAUCGGCCUGGGGGCCCUCACAGCCCUGGGCAGCUACAACCGCUUCAACAACAACUGCUACAAGGACGCCAUCAUCCUGGCACUCAUCAACAGCGGGACCAGCUUCUUUGCGGGCUUUGUGGUCUUCUCCAUUCUGGGCUUCAUGGCAACAGAGCAGGGUGUGCACAUCUCCAAGGUGGCGGAAUCGGGGCCCGGCCUAGCAUUCAUCGCCUACCCCCGGGCCGUCACACUGAUGCCCGUGGCCCCACUCUGGGCUGCCCUGUUCUUUUUCAUGCUGCUGCUGCUUGGGCUCGACAGCCAGUUUGUAGGUGUGGAAGGCUUCAUCACCGGCCUGCUUGACCUCCUCCCGGCCUCCUACUACUUCCGUUUCCAAAGGGAGAUCGCCGUGGCCCUCUGCUGUGUCUUCUGCUUUGUCAUCGACCUCUCUAUGGUGACUGAUGGUGGGAUGUACGUCUUCCAGCUGUUUGACUACUACUCCGCCAGUGGCACCACGCUGCUGUGGCAGGCCUUCUGGGAGUGCGUGGUGGUGGCCUGGGUGUACGGAGCUGACCGCUUCAUGGACGACAUCGCCUGCAUGAUCGGGUACCGGCCUUGCCCUUGGAUGAAAUGGUGCUGGUCCUUCUUCACCCCGCUGGUCUGCAUGGGCAUCUUCAUCUUUAAUGUGGUGUACUAUGAGCCACUGGUCUACAACAACACCUACGUGUACCCAUGGUGGGGCGAGGCCAUGGGCUGGGCCUUCGCGCUCUCCUCCAUGCUGUGCGUGCCCCUGUACCUGCUGGGCUGCCUUCUCAGGGCCAAGGGAACCAUGGCAGAGCGCUGGCAGCACCUGACCCAGCCUGUCUGGGGCCUCCACCACUUGGAGUACCGAGCUCAGGACACGGACGCCAGGGGCCUGACCACCCUGAGCCCGGUGUCCGAGAGCAGCAAAGUCGUUGUGGUGGAGAGUGUCAUGUGACGCACCCCACCCACCUCACCAGCUCCCCCUCUGGUAGCCAUAGCAGCCCCUGCUUGAGCCCCACCCACCCGUGGGGGGGGCUGCCUUUCCCUGACAUGGGGGGGGCUGCCUGGGGGGAGGGGAAGACGCACCGUGAGUGCUAAAAUUUUUUCCAUUUUUAAUAAAACACCAAAAAUAUCACAACCCACCAAAAACAGAUGCCUCUCCCCCUGGCCCUAGCCAAGCUGGUUCCCUGCACUGCCCCCCGGGCCCCACCUCCUCCCCAUGCCACCACUGUAACCGCCUCCUGAGGCUCUGCGCUGUGACACCUUCAGGUGGCCCCCCAGCCUGCUGGUAGCAGUGGCUGCUUGGGGAAGAGGAGGGUGGGCGCAGGAGGGGAGGGGAGACCAGCGGUUCCCCACACCUGUUUGAAAGCUUCGAGAGCCAACCAGCAACCAGCAAGGGAACCCUCGUUCCUGCGCCAGUUGCCAGUCACCGCCACCUGGUGUGAGCUUGGGUCAGAGUGUGUGUGCGUGCGUGCGUGCGUGCGU